Molecule: messenger RNA, 6864 nt
Organism: Fundulus heteroclitus (mummichog)
Lineage: Eukaryota; Metazoa; Chordata; Actinopteri; Cyprinodontiformes; Fundulidae
Product: protein-L-isoaspartate O-methyltransferase domain-containing protein 2
Exons: 7
Coding region: 161-1420 (419 amino acids)
Biological process (GO): protein modification process
Cellular component (GO): cytoplasm
Molecular function (GO): protein-L-isoaspartate (D-aspartate) O-methyltransferase activity
Source: RefSeq, a predicted model, not a curated record
UGCCCUGUGAAACUAGGCCAUCUUUUUUUUACGUGCUCUGCGUGUGACGUCAUCGCGUCAGAUGGCCGAAUGUUUACAUCCAGCAGUGGUGCGUUGACUGGAUCCCCCACCACCACCAACAACGAGAAGAAGCAGAAGAAAAGGCCGCAGAGAAGUCAGAAUGGGCGGAGCUGUUAGCGCCGGUGAGGACAACGACGACCUCAUCGACAACCUGAAGGAGGCGUACUACAUCCGCACAGACCUGGUGGAGCGAGCUUUCCGAGCCAUCGACCGGGCGGACUACUACCUGGAUGAAUACCGGGACAAUGCCUACAAGGACCUUGCUUGGCGCCAUGGGAACAUCCACCUGUCGGCUCCCUGCAUCUACUCUGAGGUGAUGGAGGCGUUGGAGCUUCACCCGGGCCUCUCCUUCCUCAACCUGGGAAGUGGGACCGGGUACCUGAGCACCAUGGUGGGACUCAUCCUGGGACCAUUCGGAGUCAAUCAUGGGAUAGAGCUUCAUGCGGAUGUGAUCGAGUAUGCCUACCAGAAGUUGGACUCCUUCAUCAAAACCAGUGACAGUUUCGACAAAUUUGAGUUUUGCGAGCCAUCUUUUGUGGUUGGUAACUGCCUGGAGAUACCUCCAGAGAGCCGGCACUAUGACAGGGUCUACUGUGGGGCCGGGGUCCAGAAGGAGCACGAGGAGUACAUGAAGAACCUGCUCAAGGUCGGGGGGAUCCUGGUGAUGCCUCUGGAGGAGAAGUUGACCAAGAUUAUCCGCACUGGAGUGAACAGCUGGGAGACAAAGAAGAUCAUCUCAGUGUCUUUUGCUCCUCUGGUCCUGCCUAAACACAGCCCCAAGAGCAAACCCAAAAUGGUCCCAUUGCCCAAGUACGAGGUGCGGACGUUACAGGAACUGUCCCGCAUCUGCAUCCGCCACACCCUGCGAGUGACCACAGACGGAGCGGACAGCCAGUCACGUGGCCGAGGCUCCUCCUUCAGCGUGGGCCGAGGGCUGGCGGCAGCGGGCCUCCAUAAGUACGGCCCUCGUUUUAAGCGCCGUCGGGUUCACCGGCGCCACUGCAACGCUCUCAUGCUCGCCACCCGACAAGUGGUGGCCAGCAGCGGGAUCGCCCCCGCCUCCCUGGACAGCAACAACAACCAAGAGGGACGGGUGGAGGACGAGGAGGCGGCCGGGGAGCGGCCGGCGAGGCGUCCGAUGAGAGGGAGCAGAAGGGCUGGGAGAGGGAGGCUGGUGGAGGAGGAGGAGACGGUGGAGGAGGAGGAGGAAGCGGAGGAACGGGACGAAGAAGAGGAGGAAAAGGAAACCGGUGAGCUGCUCCGACCCCAGCCAGCUGUAAACCUCCUGAGAGAGAGGAUCCUGGGCUUGCCGUUGCCCGAGCCUCUGAAGAUGUACCUGUUGUACUACAGAGAGAAAUGAGCUCCGGUUGGUGCUGGUCCCGUCCAAAUCCGAGCCUUGGGCUUAAAGUAGGCGCUGAAGCCUCUGUUCUAACCUAUCAAUCCCCAGUAACAAGACAAGCCAACGGCCACCUCAUCCGCUCCAUUAUCCAUCCCCCCUUUCUCUCUCAGCCGCUCUUUGCUCGAUUCCUGAGACUGUGAAAAAUCUGUCCUGUUUAAUUUUCCCGUGAAGCAGGUAGAGGAGAAGGUUUCACAGCCCUUACGAGCUUUAAACGGGUUUUCAAGACGCAAAUCCUAGAAAUAACUCGGUUUACAAAGCAAUUUAAUAAUUCAAGGACUGACUGACAACACCAGAAGGUUUUUCUUGAUUCAAAGACUUGACAUCAGAACAGGGACCAAACUCUUUAGCACCAACCAGAAACAGAGCGGCCUUCUGCCGCCAGGGAGGCGUUUCUCUGUCAGCUGAGCGCAGUCAGAGCGGAGGCUGAUGCUGAGGCGCUGUGUUUUAUCGUCAGGGUCCACAGGUGGUAGAGCAAGAAGUAGAGUCGGUGUAAAGAUCCUACAGCUGCAAUUAGUGAUGGCGGGUUUGAUUGUUUCCACUGACAUUUAAAAUAAAAUUUGCCUGAGACCAGACGUUAACUUAGCCAGGUUGAUGGAUUCAGUUUAUUUUCACCCAGCAUAUUUCCCAAUGAUGCGAUAUUUAGAAGUGCAGCAGGGGAAAAUAUGCAUGGUACACAACAUCAAUGUUUUUCUCUGGGAAUAUAUUUCUAUUGGGCUGUUGCCGGGAGAUUUUCACCAGAUGCCUGGAACGACCCAGUGAGCCCACACAAAGAAACCAAAGCAAAUUAAUCAGUAAACUAUGUUAUGUGUUAUAAAGUGGAAUGACAAAGGGAAAAGGGUUGCGGCACUUUCCUGAAAACAGUUAAAGCAGGAACACUUUCUUUUGUAAUGACAGCUUCAAGAAUAGCUUGUGACAUUUAUUAUUCAGAUGUCAUUUUAAACACGUCUUGUACAAAAAGUGUCUUCAAAUCCUGAAGGUCUUGGGGGCCCUUCUUUAUGCUCUUUGAUUUUCAGGACUCAAGGUGAUUCAUCCUCGCUGCUUCAGUUUUCCUCUUCUGAUACCAGCUGCGAGUUUCUUUGGCUCUGUGUAUGGGUUCUUUGUCUCGCUGAAAAAUCCACUGUAAUUUUAUCUUUAGGUUCAUAUCAAGAAUUUCAUCAAGUUCACCAGUACUGUAUUCUUACAAAGUUCCAGCGCCACUCAAACAAUUUUGUGUGCAAUGACCAUCUGACCAGGCUACGUUCCCUAGUAUUACAUUGACCUGUCUGAAUGGCAUGCAGCAAACUUAAAAUGAGCUGCCAUCAGCUUUUUCUUCAGCAGUGGAGUCUUCUGCAGUAAGCGCGCAUAGCAGCCUUGGUGUUUGAGCGUGUUACGAAUUGCUUUCCUAGAAAUAACUGGACCUGGUAGGUUGUUCCUUGAGGCCAUCUGUGAAGACAAAGGCUUCAUCCACAUGAAGACGGUUUUGGCUGUAUCCGACAAACUUCUUGGUUGGAAAGGGGGUCCAAUCCAGACAAAGUGGCCACGAAACCAGCAACAUCUGAGAGUGGGAAAAUUUGAAGCCGCCCUCCACGGCUGCUCCGUCUGGACAACGUUACCCGCAUAACUGGCGACACACUUUUAUGUUUGCGCAUGCAAGCAACGUAGACCACACCACCACCUAGCCACAUACUAUGACUUUACGAAUUUCUACGCCAGUAGUUCAUUCUGGUUGCAUACAAAGGCUUUCCAACUGAAUUAUGGCCCCGUGCACACGGAGAUGAGAAAGGUAUUUUGUCGUUUAGGCUGUGGUUCCACAUGGAUGCCGGUGUUUUACGUUUUUGAACCGGGUCCCAGAGUGGAUACAUUUCAAAAUGCCAGUUUCAUUUUUCCAUGUGUAUGCAAGCCUCAUCUAUUUUCAAACGAGGAUUCUUAAACGUUGCUUUGCCUCUCUCGGUACCCACAUGCACCUCAUUCUCACAAAUGGUAACAAAGAUGGUUCUGUCCAGUGAUGCAGCUUUGGUAUGGCUGUUAGUUGGACUCUUUCUUUCUAAUGUGCCCGCUCUACAUAGCGUGUCCCCCGCCAACGCACAGUUGAACAUGUGGAAAUGUUUGUGUCUGAUCCCCUGGCAUGGUGCUGUGUUUACUUCACAUGAGUUGUCUGUGCCUGUGACAGAUUCGCGACCUGUCCAGGGUGUACCCCGCCUCUCGCCCAUUGAAUACUGGAGAUAGGCACCAGCACCCCUUGUGACCCCAACAAGGGAUAAGCGUGACGGAAAAUGAAUGGAUAGAUGGAGUUGUCUGUGUAUGCCCAGUGUUUUUCUGCAUGUUUCUUUGGAAGUGUCACAGCGCCACCAAUGGACCCAGCAUACCUACUACAGCCUUUUCAGUUGUCUUCGUCUCCAUGUAGAAAAGGCCUACGUUGGCUUAUAUUUUUUUUCUGUUUUACACUUUGUUUUUUCCCUAUUUAGUAAACAAAGCGCUUUAUUGUAUAUUUACCAUACACCAUGUGACUAGCGUUACAAUAUUGCACAUGUGUGCAAUGAGUAAACAAGGAGAAGCAACAGAGCCGAGCGAAUAGAUCAGAUUAGUCUUAGACCACGCGGAGCUGUCGCUUCACUGCAAGGCAUUGCAGGAUGGUCUACUGGCUCUUACAGUAGCUGCAUCAGUUGUUGCCACCUUGUUUUCUGAUAGCUCUGCGGUACUCCCGGCAGAUCUAGCAAAACAAUGUUUAUGUCUUUGAGCGAGCCCGGUGUUCUUUUCAGGCUCAAAAAGGACUAAGUACAUACCAUCAGGAUGAACACUUGCCGUGUAUGGUUUAAUUGGAAGACUGAUAUCUGUUGUUUUGGGGGGAUUCUUCUAGUAAUAAUAUAUGCCUAGGCCCUUUUAACAUGCAUGCUCUUACACAGACAACAACCAUGAUGGACUUCAGAGUUGCAGUUGUGUUUCAGACAAUAUUCAACUUAUUGUGGAUUUUAGACCUACACAUUUUGCUCCUCUAAUGCAUUGGAGUGGACCACCCUGUCCACACAAACGCCCAGUGGUGGGCGCACAGCUAACUAAAAAUCUUUACAAACUCAUAUUCAGCAAACGGAAAUACUAAAUUCACUACCGUUAAACAGAUGAUAAAUAAGGAAAUUUCAGGAAGCUAACACUGGCUGCUAAACCAAAAACCAACGGCAGUCAGUCUGUGUCACACAUCUUCAGACAAAACAUGCUGCACACACACGACACAUGACAAACAAGUAUUCCCUCAAACAGCUCUGCAUGUUUGAGGGAAUACUUGUUUUAGUUCAGGAUAAAUUAAUUUAAAAUUGUAAUGUUUAUAUGGUAGUGGAAGCAUUUAAGAACAAUAUUCAUUUACAAAAGCAAUGCAAGUGUGGGCUGGAAGCUAGUGUUGCCAGUUCCCGCAAGACAAACAAGCAAUCGGCUCUAUGAAAACAGUUAAGCCCAUUAGGCCCCCACCCCACACCCACACACACACACUGUAAUACAGGGGCCGCUUGUAAACUGUAAAAAUGAAGUGCCGGGGCUUUUUAUGGAAUUUUUGGAAAAAUAAGAAUUGCGCUGAGCCAUGCAGCGACCAAACAGCUUGGCUCAUGCAGUGCCGGUAACUAACCCAGAAAGCUCAGUUAUUCUACAAAUUAAAUGCUACCACCAUCAGAGUUAUGUCCAAACGUUUCAAGACCCCAAAGCGACCUGCAUGCACACAUAACAGAAGAAGACGUCACAGAACAGCAGAUACCACCGUGUUGUUAUGAAGCUGUUGAGCAAUGGGAGCAGAUGAUAUUAAGACCACAUCAUAACAAGAAGAAGAAAGGUAACAAGGAAGCAGCACAGCUGUUAACAAUGUUUUUUGUGGAGCCGUGACUGCUACUGCUGCAGAGGUCUGCGUGGAUGUGUAGUGAGAGCCAGGACAGUGACAUAAAUGGCGGGUGAUUAUCUUGUAAAUGUUAGUGUACUUAUUAGUAUUGAUACCCAAUAUAGUGGAAGCUAACCGGUCCACAAAAAUGUUUCUAAACUUAGUGAAACGAUAAUGCGAUGAAAGCAAAGAUAGUCAUGUUUUUGGACUGUGGGUGAGAGAACACGCAUGCACAGAGAUAACAAGCAAACUCCAUGCAGAAAGACCCCAGGUUGGGAUUGGAACCCAGGACCUUCUGGCAACUUUGCUACCAACGACGCCCGUGCUCAGUUGUUAUUCACUGUCAUUUCGCUUUAUGACACGUAACUUAAUUUGUGUGGAUUUCUGAAUACAGUAUGUGGGGAUUGCUCUGGUGGAUACCAACAUCUGUGGGGAUUACAUGUUAGUCAAUCCAUUAGAAAUAGAUUUACUGAGAAAAAAAGAAAAAUCAAUAUCUUUGGUUUCUGUUAGAGAUUCUUGGGACAAGCAGAGCCUGGUUGAAAUCAACCUGAAUUACCCUUUAAAUUUUCUGCUUUCCGAGAACGCCUGUUUGUCAGUAUUUCAAAACCUUUUGAGGAGAGGCGAAGAUUUAAUAGAAGCUUGAAUUUUUCAUUUUUCUAUGCAUAUGUUUUAUUCUUUGGGUCUAAUUUUGAGCUAAAAUCCUCACAUUCGUAUCCAAAGAGUUGUUUCUGGUCUGUCUCCUUAUUCCAUUUAACUCUCUUAACCAAAAGAGAAGGACCAUGAAAAUGCAUACUAAUCCUCCUUUUUACAAUGAUGAACUAGCAUGAUAAAAAUACACAGAUACUCUUCAAUGUACAAGUUUUUUUUCUCACUGUGUCCUCAUUAUUUGAUAAAUACUGCAUUGUUUUUUUUUUCUUUAUUUACAAGACUUGAAGUGGUGUGGACAUUUUUACGAGUGUCUUGUGUUGGUAAUUUUAUGUAGAUACUUCAAUAAAAGAGUAUCUGCAGUCAACUUUUUGGACUCUAGAUUUUAGUCUAAUGGGGCAUUACUUCUUUGUGCUCUUUUGUUUUUCCUAAUCCUUAAUCUCCGACCUGUGCCAAACGGAUGCUGUGUGGGCAAAUCCUGUGACAAAACAGGAGGCCAGGAAAAAGUCAGUCAGAGAAAGAAGAUGGAAAUGGCAAAAAAAAAAAAAAAGCUGCUCAACAGCUACAACUUUCUUUUAAUUUUUGAAAAAGAAACUGUGAUACAAACAGGAAUUUGACUGUGUUUAGUUCAUCAGUAAAUAGGUAAAUUCUAGAUGUGAUAGUAAAAAUAAGUUUGUAUUGAUAACGUAUCUCCAAGCUUGAGACAAAAAAGAAUCCGUCGCCUGCUGGAUCUACCUUUGAGUACUGUAUGUAGAUCAUUUGUUUGUCAUACAGUUUGGCUUUUGUGCAUUUGUGUUCCUCUGCUGAAUGUAAAUGAUAUUACGUUCCACUUUUUAAAAAUAAUUUCUGAUCAGAAUGACUUGCUUGAUUUUAAUUUGCAGCUGUAUUAUUGACUGUUAGUAAUAAAGUGGAUUCUAAAGAUGGA